Lingula anatina is the source of this 2307-nucleotide messenger RNA. RefSeq names its product baculoviral IAP repeat-containing protein 7-like. Gene Ontology annotation, cellular component: nucleus; cytoplasm. NCBI's taxonomy places the organism in Eukaryota, Metazoa, Brachiopoda, Lingulata, Lingulida, Lingulidae. The record is from RefSeq and is a predicted model, not a curated record. Gene Ontology annotation, molecular function: cysteine-type endopeptidase inhibitor activity involved in apoptotic process; ubiquitin protein ligase activity. Gene Ontology annotation, biological process: positive regulation of protein ubiquitination; negative regulation of apoptotic process; regulation of cell cycle.
AUGGAAGAAUACUGCUAUGAAGCAGUCCGACUGUCCAGUUUUAAAGACUUACCCAAAUCAGUCCCGGUACCAUCAACGCGACUUGCACGGUCAGGGUUCUAUUACACUGGCAACAGUGAUGAGGUAGCAUGUUUUAGCUGUGGAGGGAGACUUAAGGAGUGGACCUAUGGAGACAAUCCAUUUGUGCGACAUAGUAAUUUGUUCCCAGAUUGCCCACUUAUGAAAGGGACUGAGACAAAGAAUGUUCCCCUGUUCCAAACAGAUGAUGCUAUUUCUAAUGGCAACAUUGGCACCAAUGAUGAUCCUUUCCCAAACUUAGCAAGGUCUUCACCACGUGACCAUGGUGGUAAUGCGUCCUUACUACUGUCAAACCAACAGGCACUAUCCAGGUCACUGGGCAUCAGUUCACUAGAAGUCGCCGUCCCGCAGAUCACUCAUGCCGGGGUUGCCAGUGGUGUACUCUCUAAGGAGAACACAGCUGCACCCUUAACUCCACCAAAUAUAUCUCAUCUGCCUACAUGCAUCCCUUCAUGGAUGAGAAAUGAGUCUGACCGCCUAGCAACUUUCGUCAGCUGGCCCAGUGGAGCAAGUGUCCUACCCAGAGACUUGGCAAGAGCUGGUUUCUUCUAUUUGGGCACGGAGGACCGGGUAGCAUGUUUUAGCUGUGGAGGGAGACUUAAGGAGUGGACCUAUGGAGACAAUCCAUUUGUGCGACAUAGUAAUUUGUUCCCAGAUUGCCCACUUACGAAAGGGACUGAGACAAAGAAUGUUCCCCUGUUCCAAACAGAUGAUGCUAUUUCUAUUUACAGCAUUGGCGCCGAUGAUGAUCCUUUCCCAAACUUAGCAACAUCUUCACCACGUGACCAUGGUGACAAUGCGUCCUCACUACUGUCAAGACAACAAGCACUAUCCAGGUCACUAGGCAUCAGUUCACCAGAAGUCGCCAUUACGCAGAUCACGCCGCUGGAAACAAACAUGAUGACUCAUGCCGGGGUUGCCAGUGGUGUACGCUCUAAGGAGAACACAGCUGCACCCUUAACUCCACCAAAUACAUCUCAUCUGCCUGCAUGUGUCCCUUCGCGGAUGAGAAAUGAGUCUGAUCGCAUAGCAACUUUCGUCAGCUGGCCCAGUGGAGCAAGUGUCCGACCCAGAGACUUGGCAAGAGCUGGUUUCUUCUAUCUAGGCACGGAGGACAGGGUACAGUGUGCCUUCUGUGAGGGGGUAUUAAGGAAUUGGGAACUAGGUGACCAACCAAUGCAGGAACACCGCAAAUAUCUUUCCACCUGCCCGUUCGUCCUAGGACUGGAAGUUGGAAAUAUUCCUCUGGAAGAACCAAGCACAGCUCUUCCUCUUGCUGUGUCAGAAUCACAAAGACAAGCUGUGGGAGGCGGCACAACAGGAUCAGAGACAAGUCGAUCCACAAAACUCUCCUUCCCAUGUCUUCACCCCAUAGAUGCCACAACUGAAUCCACAGAAGGAGUACUAACAGCGAGACCUAGACACGAGAGAUACGCCACUAAACAGGCCAGAGUUCGAACCUUUGCUAACUGGCCGCCAUCUCGUAUUCCGCGUCCUGAAGCUCUCGCCAGGGCCGGGUUUUUUUACGCCGGCUUUUUUGACAACGUGAAAUGCUUCUUCUGUGACGGAGGACUGAGGAAUUGGGAACCACAAGACGACCCUUGGGCUGAGCAUGCGCGUUGGUUCCCGUGGUGUGAUUUUGUUCGUCAGUGCAAGUCUCCCCAGUCUCAAGCGCAAGCACAAAGAGCACAAGGUGCGCCAGGCAAUUACAAUGUAGAGGCCAGGGAGAUCAAAGCCCGCCUGGACACCCCGACAGUGCAGGCGGUCUUAGAUAUGGGUUUCAGACGAGAUACAGUGCGUCAGGCGAUCGAACAUAGAUUGAGGGAUAUUGGAGAUGAUUUCCCCAGUGCAGUGAGUUUACUAGAUGCCAUUUUGAAAAUUGAGGAUGAGAUGAACCGGCAGACGGCGCAAGGUGCGGCGGCGAUGGCAGUAAUUCCCCAAGAGGCGCCUGGUCAACAGCCACUAGUCCCGGCUCUGGCUGAAGUACCAGCAUCUGUGGCAACCCAGAACACAUCUCAAACGCAGAAUUCGGAGAUCAAGUCUUUGCUUGAGGAAAACAAGAGACUGAAAGAAGAGCGCAUCUGUAAGAUAUGUAUGGACGAAGAAGUUAGCGUGGUAUUUCUGCCGUGCGGCCAUCUUGUCGCCUGUGUCCAGUGUGCACCUGCCUUGAGGAAUUGCGCCAUUUGCAGAACAGCUAUCAAGGGCACGGUUAGGUCCAUAUUAAAUUAA